Plasmodium knowlesi strain H is the source of this 339-nucleotide messenger RNA. Its product is annotated as LIMP protein, putative. The transcript has 6 exons. The record is from RefSeq and is a predicted model, not a curated record. NCBI's taxonomy places the organism in Eukaryota, Apicomplexa, Aconoidasida, Haemosporida, Plasmodiidae. The coding region runs from base 1 to 339 and encodes 112 amino acids.
AUGAUGAAAACAGUUGUAUUUUUAAUUUUUCUCUUCCUAUUUUGCGCUGAAAUAAGUCUAACGCUAAGAAUCGGAAAUGGGGAAACUCAACCUAAGGAUGGCAUGUUUCUCCAAAUUGAUAGAGAUAUGAAUGAGCCCCCUUAUUCGAUCAUUAAUGUUUACUACACCGAGUCGAUUAUGAACGAAGAUUUAUUAAAAGAAAUAGAAAACAACAGGAAAAUAGAGCAAAACAAAAUGAAGAAUUAUUUCAGGAAGAAUUUGACAGGCAACAAAUAUUUCAUGGACUACUCGAAAAAACAAAGGGAGCAAAUGGAGAUACUACUCGAUCUGAUGGGAUAG